This is a messenger RNA of Mugil cephalus (flathead mullet), 4556 nucleotides long. Its product is annotated as adhesion G-protein coupled receptor G2. NCBI's taxonomy places the organism in Eukaryota, Metazoa, Chordata, Actinopteri, Mugiliformes, Mugilidae. The record is from RefSeq and is a predicted model, not a curated record. Gene Ontology annotation, molecular function: G protein-coupled receptor activity. The transcript is spliced from 30 exons. The coding region runs from base 293 to 4210 and encodes 1305 amino acids. Gene Ontology annotation, biological process: adenylate cyclase-activating G protein-coupled receptor signaling pathway; cell surface receptor signaling pathway. Gene Ontology annotation, cellular component: membrane.
CAGAGUAGUGUAAUUUGUAUGCUGAUUGAGCUCAGUGAGCUUUUAGUCAUGGUGUAAAAUAAAACAGUUUCUUCUACAGCAGGUGGAUGAGAUGAGUGAACUGAAAUGAAUGUGUGACAUCAGCCUAUUUAGUUUGACGUUAGUUUUAGGGCGUGCCACGUGUGUCAGCAAUUGAUCCUGCAUCAAAGUCACAGAGAACUUACACAGUCAACAGCGCAAGCGGAGUUUCUGUAGGAGCUUUACUAGCAAAGCGUGUGAUUUAGCGUUGUUUGUAUUUUGCCCAUGGGAAAUUAUGCUACAUGAAAAUGAAGUCAUGGCAGCUGUUGGAAUUUGUUCAGGUGGAUUUUCAUCCCGGCAAAUGUUUGGUCCCUCUCUCAGAGUGAGGAAGCCAGUCACCUGGGGUAGACACUGGCUGCAGAUCUACCUACUUGUCGUCCUCCUGGCAGAUUAUUCUGUCCAUCAAUCAGGUCAAGCUUCCUCCGAUCAGAACACUACUGUUUUUUCGCCUCUUCCGACUCUUUCAACAUCUACACAGACUUUAGCAAGUUACUUUGUUGAAAUCUCUGUGGAUGUCACCGGACAGAAGAAGAAUGAAUCUGAAAUUAUAGCUUGGCUUAACCAGGUGUUGCAAGACAACCUGGGGAACUGUGUGUCUGCACAGCCCGAAACAACUGCAGUACCCUCCUCUCCACACACUACAACUGCUACUUCAAACGAGACAACACAAGCGAUAGCAGCCACAACAACACAGCAAACUUAUAACACAACAGCUGCCAUCACAACACCCCAAAACUUCAGCACGACUGUAGCUACCACUUCUACAACAUUAGAAGGCAACAGCACAGCCACGGCCACAACUACAACAACAUUAGAUGGCAACAGCACAACCACAGCCACAACUACAACAACAUUAGAAGGCAACAGCACAACCACAGCCACAACUACAACAACAUCAGAUGGCAACGGUACAACCACAGCAACAACAAAUCCCAUUAUCACAGCAACUACGGCUCAGAACGACAGCACGGCAUCCUCUACAACCAACACCAGUGUGACCACAUCUGACGGUAGAGAGAAGAAUACACCACCAAGGAACCCCAAUGCAAACAGAUCCAGGCAACGGAUAGCUCGACAAAUUAGUUCAACACAAAGUCUCUCCAUGAACAACAACACAACUGGUCUACUUCAGAAAAUAGAAGUGUCAUGUGGAACAAAGACGGAAAUAACAAACACCACGUGCCAUAUGACACUGUGGCUGGCUCAGACAGUUUCUUCAUGCUGUAUCCUCCGUACGCUCUGGGAGGCCAAUAAGAAUUUUACAGACAUGUGUGUGGUGGGAAAGAGGGCGGACAGAGUGGGUCAGCUUCAAAAGGAGGCCAGCAGCAACCCAGGUGUUUAUUCUGGUCCAGCCGGUGCAUCAUGCAUUGACCAGUCCGGGGCUGCAUAUGCAGUUUUACAAAGUAAUUCAACUAGCUGUGUCACAGACUUUGUUACAGACCUCAGCAACUGCAGCUGCUCUGCUUACUGCAACAGGUCUGAGGCGUACUACACUUUCAAUAUUUCCAUUCAAGAGCCCUUGAUGAACUCGUCAUAUGUCGCUUCUCUGAUCUCUAAGCUGCAGCAACUACCAUCUUGUUCUGCGAGUACAGAUGUUUCAUGUGAACUAGCCGUCAUUGCAGCUAAAUACAAGGAUGUCAAGGUGAUCUGUGGAAGUGCAGCAACAAAUUCCAGUAGUUGCAGUGCGAUUUUAGUGUUUUCCCAAAAGAUUCCGAUCUGCUUAGUGGCGACAGCCUUGAUGGAUACUUUUCAGCCUGAGAAUCACAUCACUUUUAAUGGACAGGUGAUCCGAGCAGCAAUUUGUGGAAAUUCAGCAGUAAACUCCAAUCCACUGCAGUCCCAGCUCACAUGGGUUGAAAUUAACCUGAAGCCUGCUGAAUUUUGUCCUGCCAUGCAAGAGUCUAACAUCCUCCCUUGUCAAAAUGGAACGUCCGUGGUUGUUGAACUGGAGGAGCAGUGUGUUCCCCCAGUGUUUUCCACAAUCAGGCCAAAUGUGACCACCAUGCAGCCAAACAGCACCACCACACCUGCAAAUGCAACUCUAAAUGUAACUUCACAACCAGUGAACACAACUGCACAGCAGAACACAACAGGAGACCUGACUACCAGCACUACUGCUGGAAACACCACAGUGACAACAACACUCAGCACAAACACAACCAUUACAGAACAAUCUGUAUCUGUGACAACAUCAGAAAGUCCGACGACCACUGAAUCAGAUGAAAGCCAAGCCAACGCACUGCUUGAGCUGACAAGAGACGUGUCCACACUGAACUCCAGUCAGGUGAAUCAGCUGGUGUCUCAGCUGGAGAGCCUUUUGUCAGGCCCGACUGUCAGCCUGGCGCUGGGAAACAUCUCAGUCAACAUCGUAAGCAACCUGCUGGGUGCUCCUCCUGAGGUGCUGUCGGAAUCCUCCAACAGGAUUAUAAGGAUUGUUGACACAGUAGGAUUAAAGCUUGUCAUUGGAGAUGAGGCAGAGACAAUUUUGUCCCCGGCUGUGGCUCUCUCUGUGAAACCAGCAGAUGGCACUAACUUUCAGGAAACCAUCUUCUCCAUCUCAGACCCCAGUAAUGUUCAGGUCCGCAGGGAUCCAAGACUGAGAAGGAAUGUGAAAACAGACUCCUCCACCCCUCAGGGCUCCAUCAGGCUUCCCCCCACUCUCACUCAGAACCUAACCGCAGAGGAACAACAGCUGGUCUCCAGAGUUCAGUUCAAUUUCUACCAGAAGAGCACAGUAUUCCAGGACCAAUCCCUGGGAGAGCGCAGACUUAACAGUGGGAUCCUUGGAGCAAGUGUGGCCAACCUGUCAAUCAGGGGACUGCAAGACGAUGUUGUAAUCAACCUGAGAAAUACAGAGCCUAUUCCAGCUAAUUUUGUGGCAACAUGUGUUUUCUGGGACUUCACAUUCAAUAACGGAUCAGGUGGCUGGAAUUCAAACGGCUGUUUUGUCCAAAAUAGCACAGACGACGAGACGAUCUGUGCCUGCAACCAUUUAACCAGUUUUGCUGUCCUCUUGAACCUCUCCAGACAGCCGGUGACCAGCCGUCUCCAGGCAACUAUCCUUACCUUCAUCACAUAUAUUGGCUGUGGCAUCUCUGCCAUCUUCCUGUCUGUUACACUCCUCACCUACCUGGCGUUUGGGAAGUUGCGUAAGGACAUACCCUCUAAAAUCCUGAUCCAUCUGUGCCUGGCUCUGUUGCUGCUCAACCUGGUCUUCCUGGUGGACGCGUGGCUGGCGCUCUAUCCAGAAGCUGUGGGCCUUUGCAUUUCCACGGCCUGGUUCCUUCACUACUUCUUGCUGGUCUCUUUCACUUGGAUGGGACUGGAGGCCGUCCACAUGUACCUGGCGCUUGUGAAAGUCUUUAACAGCUACAUAUCACGCUACAUGCUGAAGUUCUCGCUGGUCGGCUGGGGCGUCCCAAUGAUCGUGGUCAUUAUUGUCAUUGCAAUUGACAAAAAUAACUACGGCCUUGUGUCCUAUGGGAGAUUUGAUGAUGGCACUAGUGAUGAUUUCUGUUGGCUGAAAAACGACAUUGCCUUCUAUGUGGCAGUGGUGGCCUACUUCUGUGCCAUUUUCCUUUUCAACUUCAUCAUGUUCAUUGUAGUACUGGUCCAGCUGCACCGCAUCAAAAAGCAGAAUCCUCAGAGUUCUCAGCACCGAACCACAAUGCAAGAUGUGCGCAGCGUGGUUGGGAUUACCAUUCUCCUGGGCCUCACUUGGGGUUUUGCCUUUUUCGCCUGGGGACCUCUUAACCUGCCAUUCAUGUACCUGUUUGCCAUCUUUAACUCGUUGCAAGGUUUCUUCAUCUUUGUGUUCCACUGUGCAGUAAAGGAAAACGUGAGGAGGCAGUGGAGGACCUACCUGUGCUGUGGCAGGAUGAGACUGGCGGAGAACUCAGAAUGGAGUCGUACUGCAACUCAGAAGACUGUGAAGAAGGGUUCGCUUACCAAACUCACAUCUCUCCAUUCCAACUCCUCCCGUGGUAACAACUCAUCCAGCUCGUCUUCAUUCCUUGUCAGUGAGUCUUCGAAUCAAAUGAAUGGCAUUGGCAGUCCAUUUGACGACACAACAAUCACAGCUGACGAAGAUCCUAGUAUGGAUGUGGUCCUCAACGAGAUCAACAGACAGUACAGAAACCCACAGGUAUCCUGAUCCAGAAAAGGACCUAAGGAUCUUAUUUUGAAAUACUUGUAUAUGAUGUAAAAGAACAGAGUAAUUUAUGUACCAUCCGUCUACCAACACAUAUAUUUGCUAAUAACAUGUAGUAAGGAAUAAAAAGCCUACAUUAAAAUUGAUUUAAAAUCUGAAUGACCUUUAUUCUUUGUAUAGAGAUAUGUAUAUAAUGUCUUUUAUUGCAAAUAUUGUAACUUUAAUGUUAAAAAAUGCAACUUUUGCUUUCAAGCUAAAAGAUAUUCUUAAGUCGUCUAAAAGCCCAUGUAUGUAUGCUGUACAUAAAUCUGUAUUUUUUAAAAGUUAAUAAACUUCACUUUACUAUAAA